AGGUGAAUCGGAGCGUGUCGUGCCUGCCAUUGUGGGUCGGACGGGCAAAAGUGGGACGCGAGCUCACCAGGUCCGUGCGUAGGCCAGAUGUCCUCAACGCUCAAUGAUACGCGACUGCAACACCUGCACCGUCAGGUAGAGCAUCGCUGCUGACUUUCAAUCUCUACACAUUUUCGACAUCUCUCCGCGGGGAGCUCAGCAGUCAUGCUUUCCGCCCUAGGCAAUCCUCGCCAGGCCGCCGCGCAGGUCUUGAACUUUGCGCUCGUGCUGUCCACAGCCUUCAUGAUGUGGAAAGGCCUCUCCGUCGUAGCCGACUCGCCCUCCCCGAUCGUCGUCGUCCUCUCCGGCUCGAUGGAGCCCGCGUUCCAACGCGGCGACCUGCUCUUCCUCUGGAACCGAAACCUGCUUCAAGAAACGGCUGUGGGCGAAGUCGUGGUAUACAACGUCAAGGAUAAGGACAUUCCCAUUGUGCAUCGCGUGGUGCGCAAGUAUGGAACAGGUGACGAGGCAAAGCUAUUGACAAAGGGAGACAACAACCAAGCAGACGACACGGAGCUGUACGCGCGGGGCCAGGACUUCUUGGUGCGGAAGGACAUUAUCGGGUCGGUGGUGGCAUACAUGCCCUUUGUGGGCUACGUGACGAUCAUGCUGUCAGAGCAUCCGUGGUUGAAGACGGUGAUGCUCGGCAUCAUGGGCUUGUUUGCUAUAUUGCAGAGGGAGUAGCCGGCAUUCAGAGGCGAAUCCAUUUCAAGGCAUCUGGCCCAGAUCUGGAGCCCCUUGGCAGCUGUCAUCCAUUGACGAAUACCUCCCCGGCAACACGUGAUUGGAAGCCGUCGCAACGCGCGCGUGGCUCACUUCUUAUGGUGACUGUGAUCCAACCUCAUGCCGGGUCUUCACGGCAUGCUUUUCAUAUCGUGCAGUCUCGGCGAGUCGACGCCAGUGCCUCUCGUACCCAGCACAAAUCAUUCAGCCCUGCAGGCCUGUCUAGAUCCUCCUGGAGGCCUAGAGUGGAUACCAAACAGGGAUGAAAUGGGCGA
Emericellopsis atlantica is the source of this 1037-nucleotide messenger RNA. RefSeq names its product signal peptidase complex catalytic subunit SEC11. The record is from RefSeq and is a predicted model, not a curated record. NCBI's taxonomy places the organism in Eukaryota, Fungi, Ascomycota, Sordariomycetes, Hypocreales, Bionectriaceae. Gene Ontology annotation, cellular component: signal peptidase complex; membrane. Gene Ontology annotation, molecular function: serine-type endopeptidase activity. Bases 205 to 723 code for a protein of 172 amino acids. The transcript is spliced from 3 exons.